Messenger RNA from Naegleria gruberi, 4903 nucleotides. RefSeq lists its product as uncharacterized. NCBI's taxonomy places the organism in Eukaryota, Heterolobosea, Eutetramitea, Acrasida, Naegleriidae. The transcript has 13 exons. The record is from RefSeq and is a predicted model, not a curated record. The coding region runs from base 1 to 3060 and encodes 1019 amino acids.
AUGCUCAAAAAUUCAAUUAUAGUAGACGUUUCUGGGAAACCUGGAAUUUCGGGUGUUUCGGGUUUUAGUGGGCAUUCAGGAAGUUGGGGAAGUAGUGGAAAUUCUGGUUCUUGGGGUUCUAGUGGUCAGAGAGGUGGUAAUGGUACCAAUGGUAGUCACGGAGGAAGAGCAACACAUGGUGAGCAUGGUACAAGUGGAACUAGUGCACAGAGCGCUGGUAAUAUUAAAGUGACAAUUGAAGGAGUUAACCACAAGUCCAUUGUUGUGAGUGGUACUGCUAAUGAAACAUUGUGUUUGGAUGAUGGAGCUGGAAAGGUUUUGGUCUUUUUGGCAAAUGGAGGAGAUGGUGGCGAUGGUGGUCAUGGUGGUAGUGGAGGAAGUGGUGGCAAUGGUGGAAGUGGUGGAAGCGGUGGUAGUGGAGGUAGUGGUAAAUCUGGUAAUAAAGGUUGUAAUGGAGGGGAUGGUGGAGAUGGUGGAGAUGGUGGAAAUGGUGGAAAUGGUGGAGAUGGUGCAGAUGGUGGAAAUGGAGCCAAUGGAGGAAAUGGAGGAAGUGGUGGAAGUGUAGUUAUUGAAACACAUAAUCCAGCCCUUUUAAAAUUUGUUCAAGCUGAAUGUAGGGCUGGUAGAAGAGGUUACGGAGGUGAUCCAGGAUGUGGUGGUAGUGGUGGUCAUGGCGGUAGUGGUGGCAGUGGAGGCAGUGGUGGUAGUGGUGGUUCUGCAGGGCAACCUGUUGAUAGUGAAAGUCUUAGCUCUGGAGAAAGAGGUUCAGAUGGUAGAAGUGGUCAAUCAGGUCAAAAUGGUCAAUCAGGAAGACAGGGUAUGGGAGGUCAAGACGGUCAAGAUGGCAUGCCUGGAAGUUUACUCUUCCGUGUCUAUGAUCCAAUAACUAAUAACAUUUUGGAUCAGGGUACAUCUGUAUUUGAUUUGUUUGUUACUUCUUUCCAACUCUUUGCAACUGAAGAUGAUGGAGUUUUUGAACCUGGUGAAACUGUAUUUGUAUCUGCUGUCACUUUAUCCAACCAAGGUGGUAUGAUUUUGCCAGUAGGAACAGUAAUUUCCUUCCCUAGUACUCAAGGUCAACAAUCUUUCCUCUCUGCAGAUACUUUUUAUGUUUUGGAUCAAGCUAUUCUUCCUGGAGGAAUUUUCACAAUACCAUUCCAAUUCUUUGGUACCAUCUCUGAUACACCAGAACCUAUGGGUGUUGGACCUUACAAGUCAAUUCUCCCAGUCCAAUCAUCUGCAACCCUUCUUACAUCACCAUUCCCAGGUGCCUUCCUUAAGAAUGACUACAUUAUUCAAUACCCAAUUCAAUUUGAGGCUAUUUUUGCUCCACCACAGUUGGGAAGAACAGAGAGAGGCACUGUUACUGUUACAUUUAAGAAUAUUUCCAUGAUGAAUUAUGGUUCUACUGUCGGCGAGAGACAACACUUGAAACUUAAUAUUGUAUUUGAUCCUAGAUUUAUUGUUCAUAAUGAGCCUGGUUUGAAUGGAGUAAAUGGAAUUGAAGAAGAUAUACCUUUUAUUCAAGCUGGUAUGACCUACUCUAGAAGUUUCCAAGUUGAAAUUAAUGAUAUUGCACAAUUCUUUGAAAUUAUUCCAUUCAAAGUUAGUCUUCAUCUUAGAGGAAAGAAAAUUGAAAACCUUGAAAGUAUGAUCCGUUUGACUCCAAAUUAUUUCCCUACUGUACCAGGUCAAAAUCCAUUCGAUGUAUUAUUCUUUACUGAUAAGCAAAUUCAAAGACCUGAGUUUUUAUGUUACAUCAAGAUAUUUGAAGGAUUGGGACUUAGUGUUAACAUUUGGGAUAUUGAGCGAUAUGGUGGAAUAUCCUAUGUGAGAGGAACAAAGGAUAGACAUCCUAUCACAUGGGUAAAUGGUGGAUUUGAAGGUAAACUCAUUGUUCAUCCAAUGUUCAAUCAAGGAGAUGAUCAAUAUAUGGAUUCUGCUGAUUUGUUACAAUUAUUGAGAGGACCAACUUGGAAAGAGGAGAAUACAAAGCCAACAGAAGGUGGUGUAAUUUUCAUUGGUAAUGUAGAUGCUGAAAAGUUCAAGACUAGACUUUUUGUGCCAUGCAAGGGUCAUGUCAUUCCUCAAACCGAACUAAAAGAAAUGUUCUUACUCUCAACCCCAGGUGAAAGUAACUUGGCUAGAAAGUGUACUGAUUACAUUCAAAAAACACUCUUGAAAAAGGCCCCAAGCAGAGUAUACACUUCACAUGCCCUCAAGUUCAAUCCUCAAAAGAGUGGAGCUCUCUCUAAAACAACCUUAGGCACUGCCAAAUAUAAGGAAUUACCAACAACAGUUUGCGAUUCCUUAUUCUUUAUCCCUUCAACAGGUGGUAAUUCUCAAAACUUUUUGGUUAUCGAUUCACAAAACAAUUUGACUUCCAACCAAUUUUUGGUAAGCUCAAACUUUGGUAGAUUGUUCAAUACUAUCAUAUUUUCACUUCCACUCGAAAGAAAGUUGAAACUUUUGAAACAACCAACUGAAUGGUUAAAGACUGCACUCUUUACUGAAGAAAGAGGUGCUGUUGUUAACUAUGUCCAUCCUAUCAUUUGGUCCCUUAAUUAUUACAUGCUCUUGGAAAUUAGCUAUAAGAAUGAAAUUGGAAGAUAUACAUCCGUCAUCUUGAAGGACUUUGAAACAAACAUUAACGAAUAUAAGAGUCAUCCACACUGCAAAGUUAUUGCUGAAACUCUCUACUUGGUCAUUACUAAAUACAGAAAGGAACUCAAGUGGAAAGGAAUGUUGUUCUCCAAGACGAAAGAGAAUAAGCAAGCUUUUGAAAAAUUCUGUUUGAAUUUUGAAAAGAUUUUGUUCUCAUUAUUACCUGACCCAGUUGCAACUCUCCAAAAGGAGGCACAAGAAAAGGUCAAAGUUAUGCCAAAGGAUACUUAUUCCUUCCACCUCAAAUUUGUUACAAGACCAAUCACUGAUCGUUUCCAUCGUGAUUUGGAAAAUGAACUCAACGAAGGUUUAUUUGCAUCAGCAAGCAAGGCAGUCACAAAGAACUUUAAUUCAGUCUCUGAAGAAGUUUCCAAUGUUGGUUCUGAUUGGUGGUAAAUAAGUUUGUAAUUGAAUUAAUCAACUGUUUCCAAACUUGUACUUUUUUCCCCCUUGUCCAAGCAAGGAAUGAAAAUCAGAACUGAUACUUCCUUAGAAUUCUCGCUAAAUAAAAUAUUAAUUAUUACUUGGUGUGCUUCUUGAUUUGUUGACAUGAUUGUUGCCGAGUGUGUGAAAUGGCCUUUUCCCUUUCGAUUAUUAUAUAUUUCCUUAAUAUUAAAAUCCACAAACAUAUCAUUGAGCUUAAUUUCUAGGAUUCUAUUCGAAUCAUAGCCAAAAUAUUUCGUCAAGGCCGCAUUCACAGAAUAAAUUUUUCCAUCCAGAGAGGCUGAAAUUGCAGCCAUUGGUAAAUGAUUAACAAUUCUUUGAAUCUUGUCAGUUCUCUCAUUAAAACACUCACAACAUGCUUCCCAAUCCUCCUUAAGCAUGGCCUUUUUCUGCUCUUUUUUUACGUGUUGAUUUCUGACUUUAUCCAAAACAUCCGCCACCUUUCCAUGAUUACCUAACCAAUUACAUGAAUUAACAACAACUGAUGCCAAAACACCAAUAGUUAUGGACGGUAAAAAAAUAAUCAGUAAGGCAAUCAAUAUCUCAAGCCACAAAAUUGAAUUAGAGUCCCAUCCAUUGACAGGUCGAAGAAUAAUCUUCCAUCUACAAUUAUAAACUGAAAUAUUCGCAUAAAUACUAUCAGAAAUGAUUGAAACAUUUCUUUCAAUCGUUGGUUCAAACUCUGAAUGUCCAUCCAAACUUUGUAAAAACACAGAAUUUCUAUAAUAAUCAAAUAAUUGAUAUUGAUAACCUUGUAAAAGUCCUGUAAAAUUAAUCGAAUUGAAUAAUUGGUCAACUCUACAGAGCUCGACAGCAAAUCCAAAAAAACUUCCAUUCAAAUAAAAUAUUGGAUGUUGAGCAAUGACAGCUACUCCACCCUCAAUUAGUGAAAUAGGUCCAAAAAUUGUAGUUUCGUUUUUUUGGAUGGCUUCAUUCAUGGCUGAUUUGUGAGUUGAUGAGUCAGCUCCCAUUUGUAAUCCAUAAACAGCAUCCACUGGAGGAUAGACAUAAUCCAGUGAUGCAUUUUCUCCAAUUGCAUAUUCGAAAUUGUAAACUUCAUGAUGUCCCCAAGCUAAUCUAGCCGAAAGUCCAUUAAACUUUUCCAAACUAAUUGAAUAAUUCCAAUUCUGCGCUUGAUCCCUCAUUACCAACAAUGAAUUAAAUGUUUUUGUAAGUUGUUUACCAAUAUUUCUCUCAGCAAGUUCCACUUUCUCAUAACCCAUCCUCCUAUUCGAAUCAAUCCGAUACACCUCCAAAUAAUAAACUACAAAUACAGUCAGUAUUGUCAAGACAAUCACCACCACACCUGCCACAACCACUCCACAACACGUUAUAUUAAACCUCUCUCGCUUUGUGAGAUUCCUAUAAAUUUCACUGGGUUGAUCUUUGGAUUCUGCUGCUUUUAAAUUUAGUAAACGAUCCUUAAAUUCUUUCGUUGAUUGUUGUUUUGAAUUGUUUUUUCUAUUCUUAUUGUUUUGGGGUGAUGAGGAAAAUAAAGCUUGUUGAGAGGAGGAAUUUGAUUUGUUGGAAAAUCUGCCACUUAUUCCAUCAUUUAAAUUAUUGUGAUCGGGUGAUGAUGUUAUUAAAUUAGAGGCAACACUACUUGUCGACUCGUUGAGAAUAUUUGUUGUUGUAAUGGGAGGUGAAUUGUAAUAAAAUUGUUGUUGAUGAUGAUUUCUAUUAUUCGAAUAAUGUUCGCCAUCAUUGUUGAAAUCCUGCAGAUAGAUAUCAUCAUGGUGUUGUUGCUGAUGUUUGGGUGAAUCUAGAGAAAGCAUGAUCUCAGAGUGUUUCUUCU